AUGAACGGAUCAACGCUGACGACGGCCGCUCCGGCUGUCAAACCCAGCCCGAUCCACCGUUCUCAUUCCUCGCCAGACCUGUUUCUCGAUGCAGCCCCGCUGACAAAGUCCUCGCUGAGUAUCAGCUCCCCAAACGAGUUCGACCAUAGUUUCAGCAAAGCCGUCACCGCCCAGAGUGAUCCCAAGUCCACGGCGGGCACUCAGAGCUUCGAGGUGCCUUCUUUCGACUUCGGUUCAGACGUCGAGACCCAUCUGCCCUUCGAGUCGAAACUAUCCAAGCCCCAGGAGGUCCAGCCGGAUGACAAGGCAGUAAGCCCACGCUGGCCAAGCAAGCUUCUGGAGCCUAUGGCUGUUCCGAAGGCUGCUACGACGAAGUCGAGCCGGUCCAAGUCGAUCGCGGACCGCCCACGCUCAUGGUUACCGAGUAAAUCAGUGGACGGAACCGAGAAGACUUCGGUGUUGAAAAAGGCGAAGAAGCCAGACGACAAGGAGAGGGCGAAAGACGAGAAGGAUGUUGGCAAAACCACCGAAAAACCCGAGACGCCGAAGCUCCUCACAACUAGGGACAGGUCUUCAUCGUUUGCAGACUUCGCCCGGAAAUCCUGGAUCGCUUCCUCGAGGUCGCCGUCGCCCAAACGAGAUGGAGAGAGGAAGGCAUUGUCGAAAGGUGAUGAAACCGUAGCGGAAGCCGAGGCACCAAAGAAAGAUGCGUCGCUCUUAUCGCCCAACAAGCUCAGUCGACGCCGCCUCACAGCCAGCAGCCCGAGUGGGAGCGAGAGGAGCAAGUCGUCAGAUUCACUGAGCAGCACCAGUCGCGCUCUGAACCGCGCCAGUGUUUAUUUUGGAAAGAUCAAGCAGAAACCAUCUCCAGAUACAUCGAAAGACGGUACCCACCUGGUAGUGCCCUCCCAAGCGUCGCCCUACAAAAAUGACGCUGUUUCCCCAGCGGCAUCGUUAGGUACACCAGAAAAGUUAAAUCCGCGUCUCUCGUCGCAAACUGCUUUGUCCUCGACUUCGGACACCAGCAGCGGUGGAACUGGCAGCACAGGUAUCACGGAACCCUCGCAACCCUCAGAGACCAUGGCACAGAGGUCACAACCGCUACGCGACCCCCUAUGGGCAGCCUUCCGGCGGCUCGACUCCGAAUUCGCCAUCUUCCUGGGCAAGACGUCCACAGCUCAGAGGGUCCUUGUUGCUCGGAACACGCUGAUACCUUUCCUUCGGAACCAUGGCAACCAUACCUCCAACAAGGACAACCACCUGCUUUCUCCGGAAGAUAUUGAUAGGCGGGCGACAAUCUUGCACAAGUGGUGGAACGGCUUGCUAGACCUGCUCGACGGGUCUGCUGUCAAGAACGCUGGAGGGCCAGCCAUGAGCUUCGCGGCCAUCCAGGCGAACAACUCAACCACCGCGAUGCAGCCCGUGUCAGGGGUGGAUAGGCCAGGGCUCCUCGAGCUUAUAACAUUUAUCAUGAUGCGACCUGAGUGGAGACUGAGUACGCCUGGCUUUCGCCCUCUCAAGGAUCGAUCUCCGAACGAAGUUGUGCGCGGUCGCACCGGCACUCAGGACUCCACUGAUUUCAUCGCCGAGUCCGCCGAACACAACGUGCGGACUAUGUUCGUCAACAACCUGCUGACGCAAAUGUCCAUCGUGGUAGAGAAAAUGUCCAGCAGGCAUGCUCCCGUCUCACUGGUCACAUUCUGUGGCAAGGCUUGUGCAUAUGCGUUUUUCUUCAUUCCAGGGAUCGCCGAGGUGCUUGUCCGUCUCUGGGGUCUUACGCCGGAUCUACUGAGAAGGGUUGCAGACGAGUUCAAUUUGCCGAGGAGGAGCAAAGGUGAAAGCGAAGAUAUUGUCUCUUUGUUCCCGACGACGUUGCAUAAGCUUGGCUGGACUUCCGUCAAGACAAUGACGGAUAAUUUGCGACUCACGACGAAGCUGUCUUUGGUAGCCGCCAAAAUCCCUUGGCAUGGCCCUUGGAUUUCCAGAUGGCGUGGUGGCGAUACCGAUCUCUUCUUCAUCUUCUGCAAGUACUACUAUAUUCUGGCAGAGGACUUCAUGCCCAUGGAUCUGCCGUUGUUCGAGAAGGCGCGCGCGCCAGCAUACGCGCUCAUACACGCACAGCUGCUGAGCGUACUGGACACCACCAUCCACCACCGCCAGGCCGCGUUCGAAAACAUGAUGGCACCAAACGUGCUGGACUCGGCAAAUGGUGCCGAUGCGAUGGCCGCUGCUCUGGCUCAGUUGCCGCCGAGCAACCUCCUAAGGGGCAUGGACGAGAAUCGACUGAUUGUGCUGCUGAAGGACAUGCUCGGAGACAACGCAGUCGGUGGGCUGGAAUCCGGUGCCAGGCAGACUUUUGCCACGGCAUUCAUGGGCAUCCUGAAAGCGGCAACUAAGAAGACGCCUGUCUUCAAGCAGGCCCCUGUCCUUGUGCUUGUCGAUUUUCUACAAGAGGUUUUGCAGGCAUUCGAUACCUAUGCCGGAUACAGCGAUCCCAGCAUCAAAGGCCGACCGGAGGAGGCGGCCGUCGCCAUGGAUCAUGUAGACUGGAACUUCUGGCUCGAUGUCUUCCACAAAAUUCUUUUUGAGUCCAACAGCACCAUGUCGGAAAUUCGAAUACUGUCGUUUCUGUAUUCGACAUGGGAUGUCCUCGCCGCCGACCCCACCAGGAAAGAGAAGCUAUGCAUUGGCUGGUUACUCUCGGAGGAGGUGUUUGACAAGUUCUUUAACAAUUACACACCCAUGGUGCGUGCUUAUUUCAUGCGCCUGCUGUGCUGGAGGAUAUGUCGCGAUCAAGGGAACGCUAAUGAGCUGAAUAUGAAAAUAUUUACGCUUGUUUCCGAGCGGCUCAAACAGGUAUGGUCGCACUAUCUCUGGCUGAAGCAGGACGCCGAAUUGUCGAACAAGCUGCUUCCUUCGACCGCGCCGUCCCACCCACAGCCCGGUAAACGAUUCAUGAUCAUUCGCAUGGAAAUGACGCCUCCUCAGACUGGCUUGCUGCAAGCUGGAUUCGACACAAUGAAUGGCACUCUAGGCUUCGGAGGUAUCGACUACAGCAGCUCCGGGUCAGGCGACAGCAGCGACAGCUCGCACGAGCAAGGCGAGGGAACGUACAAGAAGAGGUGGUCAAUUUUCGGGAAGAUGUUGAGCUUCGCGUCGACGAGUGCUCCUGGAGGCUCCGCUACUGCGAACGCGCCCAGACGUAAUAAUUCAUCGGACGAACUCGAAGCAGCGCGGCGUGCCACAGCAACAGCACGAUCCGGGCCUCCACCGCCGCCCAAGGGCUCGCUGCCUGAAUCCGAUGCUUCCUCGACUGGUUCCAGCCCUGUGUAUGAAUCAACUCAAUUUGUCUUCAAGUUCACCCUGGGCGCUCUCCCAUGGAACCCCGGGCCAGACAUGAUGGGCCAUGCCGGAAGUUUAUUGUCGAUGCUUCCGCGUGAGCGCGUGCUGACGAGGCCGCGCCUGCCCGCUCCAGCUCAGGCAAGAGUCAGCGCCCGAGCGGCAUCGACUGGCGGGCGAACCGACAGCCCACCACCACCAGCUGCAGGCUUGCCUCCUCCGGAGAGAAUGUACUCCGGACUAUCCCAGGGCGGCUUGAUAAGCGAGGCCCGCAAUGCUGUCACCAAUGAGGCCGAGAACGAAGACGCGGACAAGGACGGUAGCCUCUCUUCCUUCUUCCCUAACCUGCCACCAAUCGAGCGCGUGACGAGUGUCGAGUCCAAUAAUGGCGAGUCCAUCCAGAGCACAGCGUCUGAAGACAGCAUCCGACUUGAGAUCCCGCGGGGCAGAUCCGAAAUCGAACGGCAGGUCGUGCAGCCUGUGCAACCCACCGGCUUCUGGCGCCAGCGGGCGACCUAUACCGGGCGCGCUCUGGCCGAGUGGGGCAUUGUCGUGAACGAGUGCAACUCAUUCGUGGAGAGGCGUCGUGACGAGGGCGUGUGUGGGCUGCAAGAGGUCGAGGUCCCCAGUCUUGGUGUCGAAAACCUGCGGCGGAUGGGCUAG
Diaporthe amygdali is the source of this 4002-nucleotide messenger RNA. RefSeq lists its product as uncharacterized. Bases 1 to 4002 code for a protein of 1333 amino acids. NCBI's taxonomy places the organism in Eukaryota, Fungi, Ascomycota, Sordariomycetes, Diaporthales, Diaporthaceae. The transcript is spliced from 2 exons. The record is from RefSeq and is a predicted model, not a curated record.